Molecule: messenger RNA, 2347 nt
Organism: Cuscuta europaea
Lineage: Eukaryota; Viridiplantae; Streptophyta; Magnoliopsida; Solanales; Convolvulaceae
Source: the annotation of a GenBank genome assembly
CGAUUGGGUACUAUCUCUUCAUCUAUUUUCUGCCCAACGAUGUGAAGGAUCCUGUUAUUCGCCCAUUGGUUGAGCGAGACACUGAAGCUUUGCAAAAAUUGCUUUCUGAAAUCCCUCUUUGGGUUAAAAAUCCAGAUUAUGACCGAGUUGACUGGAUCAACGAGUUCCUGGGGUACAUGUGGCCUUAUUUGGACAAGGCCAUAUGUAGGACUGCCAAGACCAUUGCUAAACCAAUCAUUGAGGAGCAAAUUCCGAAGUAUAAAAUCGACUCUGUAGAAUUUGAAACACUGACUCUUGGUUCUCUGCCACCAACUCUGCAAGGUAUGAAGGUUUAUCUUACUGAUGAAAAAGAGUUAAUCUUGGAGCCAUCAUUCAAAUGGGCAGGGAAUCCUAAUAUUACUUUACUUGUUAAAGCGUUUGGAUUAAAAGCAACUGCCCAGCUUGUAGAUUUUCAGAUCUUUGCAGCACCACGCAUUACCCUGAAACCUUUGGUCCCAAGCUUUCCAUGUUUCUGCAAAAUAAUCGUGUCACUUAUGGAUAAGCCACAUGUUGACUUUGGGUUGAAGAUUCUAGGUGCUGAUCUCAUGUCAAUUCCUGGGCUGUACAGGUUUAUCCAGGAGAUGAUUAAAGAUCAGGUUGGUAACAUGUAUCUGUGGCCUAAAACUCUGGAAGUGGAAAUUUUGGACCCCUCAAAAGCAAUGAAACGGCCCGUUGGUAUUCUUCAUGUGAAGAUUUGUGGAGCAACCCAACUGAAAAAGAAAGAUCUACUUGGAGCAUCUGACCCGUAUGUCAAACUCAAGCUCACAGAGUCAAAACUCCCUUCAAAGAAGACUACUGUGAAACAUAAAAAUUUAAACCCAGUAUGGGAUGAAGAGUUUAGCAUGGUUGUGAAAGACCCAGAAUCUCAAGAACUGGAGAUAUAUGUUUAUGAUUGGGAGAAGGUCGGGAAACACGAAAAGAUGGGCAUGAAUGUUGUCCCAGUCAAGGAUCUAACUCCUGAUGACAAAAGAACCAUGACACUUGAUCUCCUAAAGACCAUGGAUCCAAAUGAUCCUCAGAACAACAAGUCACGCGGGCAGGUCACAGUGGAACUAACAUACAAACCAUUCAAAGAGGAGGAAGGGCCAGAAGAUUCUUUGAAGUCUGGUAAAUUUGGUAAAAUUCCAGAAGGAACCCCACCAGGAGGUGGUGUUCUCUCCGUGUUAAUCCAUGGAGCAGAAGAUAUUGAGGGAAAGCACCAUACUCACCCAUACGUUCAGAUCAUUUUUAAAGGGGAGGAGAAAAAGACCAAGCAACUGAAGAAAAACACUGAUCCAAGAUGGGAGGAGGAGUUCACUUUUAUGUUGGAGAAGCCUCCUCUGGAUGAAAAGCUGCAUGUACAAGUUGUCAGUACUUCAAAGACUAGUAUUAUGCAUCAUAAGGAAAUGUUGGGUUAUGUUGAUAUCAACCUUUCGGAUGUGGUUAGCAACAGGAGGAUCAACGAGAAGUACCAUCUCAUUGAUUCAAGGAAUGGGAAGAUUCAAAUUGAGCUGACAUGGAAUUCUGCUUCCUAGUCCUCCUUUGCACCUAUCCUAUAUAAAUAACCUUGAACUUUGUAGCUGAAGAUGUCCCCUUUUUAAUUUCGGGUUUGAUAGCAGUCCUGUAACAUGUCUGUAUAUUAUUAUCAUCAUUAUUAUUAUAUAUCAUCAUUGUUCUAUUGUUGUUAUUUUGUUGAUAUUAUUAUUGUUGUUAGUGUUUUUGUUAUCACCCUCAUCAAGGGUGGAUAAGGUCUGUUGGGCCCGAAGAUUCUCCUUGAGAAUGGGCCGAUAAAUCAAAUUAUUUAAUCAGACGGACCAGCCCAAAUCAUAGUACCCGCACAUCAAUUAGCAAGUGAUCAAGUCAACAAAGCUAGGGAUCAGUCCAACAAGAGUGGGUAGCCUAACUGAAAGUCAAUUCAGUUGGAAAUGGAGACAAAAUAGCCGGACGGUUGCAAGUCUCGGAGAAGAAGAAAAUUAUCUAAUACAUAAAUUAGAUAGGGAUCCAUGUAAGUAUGUAACACAGGAUCAUUCUGUACUCACACACACGCAUUCAAAUUAUUCGAACUACUCCAUAUUAUUGAAUCAUUGUCAUUUCUUUAUUCUUGAUCAAUUCAUUAUCGAUUCAUAUUUCUUCGAUUCCCAUUUCAUUUAUGCUCUUAGAUUAGUUUAUUUUUAGCAUAAACAAGGUCUCCGGACGGCCGGACCGGAAUGGGACCGACCAGUUCUUGAUUCGAAAUAGAGAGUAAAAUAAGGUUCCAGAUUAAGACCGAGACAAGACUACGGGGUGAAGGGAUCACAUUUGAUUGGUAAAAUAAAUAGCAAGAAUAGGA